Messenger RNA from Motacilla alba alba, 4617 nucleotides. RefSeq names its product striatin interacting protein 1 (gene STRIP1). NCBI's taxonomy places the organism in Eukaryota, Metazoa, Chordata, Aves, Passeriformes, Motacillidae. Gene Ontology annotation, biological process: cytoskeleton organization. The record is from RefSeq and is a predicted model, not a curated record. The transcript is spliced from 21 exons. Bases 1779 to 4166 code for a protein of 795 amino acids. Gene Ontology annotation, cellular component: cytosol.
CAGGGCCUGCCCGUGGGCGCCGGUGCCCGGGGGCGGUGCCGGUGUCCGGUCGGUGUCGGUGCCCGCAGUGCCGGUGCCCGGGGGUGCCAGUGUCCGGCUCUUCCAGCCCUGCUUGGGCACCGCCUUCCCCGGGACCAGCCCAGGGCCGGCUCGGCCGCUGGCUCCGGUGCUCCAUUGCUGGUCCCAGGGCCCGUCCCGGACCGGCCGCUCCCUCGGUACCGGUUCCCUGGCGCAGUGGCCCCUGGCUGUGGAGCCGAGAGGCCUCUCCCUGCCCGGCCUGCUCGGCCCGGGGGCUGCCCGGAGCCUGCCUGGUCUCGGUCGGUGCCGAUUUCCCCUUCAUCUCUCCAUCCCUUCCCCAGCUCCGGGCCGCUGGGACCGGGCCGGGCCGGGAGGAUGGAUCGGUCGGCCGGUCCUAAACGGGAGUGACAGGGCUGGCCCGGGGGUCUCCAGCCCAUCCGGGGGUUUUCUCGGUGUUGCCGCUCGGUACCAGCCCGGGGUGCGGUGCCGGGUCCCGCUGCCGUGCUCGGACCAGGGAUGGUUCCGGCAAGAGGUGACCAACCCCCUCAGGGACAGCCCACGGUGCUGGGGUCACCCCGAGCCUUGGGGUCGGAGGGUUGUGUGGAGCUGAGGUAUCCCGAGGCUUUUCCAAAGCAUUUCAUUCCUGGCCCCAGCGCCGUUCUCUCCCACGGCUUCCUCAGAAAGGUCCCUGGAAUGCCAGGGGAGGGAUGUGAGGGGGAAUCUUGGAGAACCUGAGGUGGUUGGAUCUUCCCCGAUCUCAGACUCCUGGAAUUCGGGAUUGUUCUGAUGUGGAUCUGCCUCUCUGUUAGGAGUGGGAGCCCCCAAAUUUAGCAGAUUGCUUGGGGAUUCAUUCAGGGGUGGGUGCCCCAGAAUUUGUGUGGGUUUGCUCCUUUCUCAGGAAUAUGUGCCCCAAAAUUUGGGAUGGUUCUGCUGUGGCUAUGCUCCUUGCUCAGGGCUGGGUGUCCUGAGAGGGUUCUGGUGUGGGUCUGCCCUGUGCUCAGGUGUAUGUGGGUCCCAAAAUGCUGCUCAGGGUCUGCUCCUCACUCAGAAGUGAGUGCCCCAAAAUUUGGGAGAGUUGUGGUGUGGAUCUGCCCCUCAGUCAGGAGUGGGAGUCCCAUAAUUCAGGAGAAUUCUGCUCAGGGUCUGCCUCUCACUCAGGAGCGGGUGCCCCAAAAUUUGGGAUGGUUCUUGUAUGGGUUUGCCCCUCUUUGGGAUGGCUCUUGUAUGGUUUGCCCCUCACUCAGGAGUGGGUGAGAAUUCUGCUCUGGAUCCUCGCCAUGCUCAGGAGUGAGAACCUCAUAAUUCAGGAGAGUUCUGGUGUGGAUUUGCCCUGUGCUCAGGAUGCUGAAAUUUGUGAGAGUCUUGCUGUGCACCUGCCCCACUCAGGGCUGGUGCCCUGAAAUGCUGUGGGUCAAUGUUCUUGGCUUCUGUAAAGGGAGCUGAUGGUAUUUUGUGCUCUAAAGGUUCUCCUGGCUGUUUUUGCAGUCUCUCCAAAGCUGUUUGAAGUUGUUUCAUCCUCACUAAUCCCAUCUGCUGGGACAGCACAGGGGGAUAGCCCAAAUUUUCCCAAUUUUGUGUGAAAUGGGUGAGCUCUAAGAGCUGCUUGAUCUCAGAGAACCCUGUCCCUGUGUCCUGCUGUGUUUGUUGUGCUUUGGGGGCUCCCCCCGUGCUUUGGGGGUGCUGCAGUGGAUGCAGCACAGCCCGUGGGGACGCAGGAGGUGGGCUGGAGUUGCCUCGGUAACGUUUGUGCUGCUGCAGGAAUGUUUCUGGUCCCUAAACCAGGAAGAUCAGCCCUGGAUUUGCAGGAGGAUGAGGGCUAUUCGGAGUCACCAGACCUGGAGUUUGAAUACGCAGACACGGAUAAAUGGACAGCAGAGCUGUCAGAGCUGUACAGCUACACAGAGGGGCCAGAGUUCCUGCUCAACCGAAAAUGCUUCGAGGAGGACUUCAGGGUCCACAUGCGGGACAAGAGGUGGCCGGAGCUGGAGCGGACGCAGCACCGCACGCACGCCAUGCGCCUGCUGGACGGGCUGGAGGUGACGGCGCGCGAGAAGCGGCUGCGCGUGGCACGCGCCAUCCUCUACGUGGCACAAGGCACCUUCGGGGAGUGCAGCUCCGAGGCCGAGGUCCAGGCUUGGAUGAGGUACAACAUCUUCCUCCUGCUGGAAGUGGGAACCUUCAACGCCUUGGUGGAGCUGCUCAACAUGGAGAUUGACAACAGCGCAGCCUGUUCCAGUGCCGUGAGGAAACCGGCCAUUUCCCUGGCUGACAGCACCGACCUCAGGGUGCUGCUGAACAUCAUGUACCUGAUUGUGGAGACUGUGCGCCAGGAGGCCGAGGGGGACAAGCCUGAGUGGAAGAGCAUGAGGCAAACCUUCCGAGCAGAGCUGGGAGCCCCCCUGUACAACAACGAGCCCUUCUCUGUCAUGCUCUUUGGGAUGGUGACCAAAUUCUGCAGUGGCCACGCUCCACACUUCCCCAUGAAGAAGGUGCUGCUUCUGCUCUGGAAGACUGUGCUGUGCACCCUGGGAGGGUUUGAGGAGCUGCAGAGCAUGAAGGCAGAGAAGAGGGAGAUGCUGGGCCUGCCCCCGCUGCCCGAGGACAGCAUCCAGGUGAUCCGCAACAUGCGGGCGGCCUCCCCGCCCGCCUCCGCCUCCGACCUCAUCGAGCAGCAGCAGAAGCGCGGCCGCAGGGAGCACAAGGCCCUCAUCAAGCAGGAUAACCUCGAUGCCUUCAAUGAGCGGGAUCCGUACAAAGCUGAUGAUUCCCGCGAGGAAGAAGAGGAAAAUGAUGAUGACAACAGCCUGGAGGGAGAGACCUUCCCCCUGGAACGGGAUGAAGUGAUGCCCCCCCCUACCCAGCACCCCCCCAGUGACCGCAUCACCUGCCCCAAAGGGCUGCCCUGGGCCCCCAAGGUCCGGGAGAAGGACAUUGAGAUGUUCCUGGAAUCCAGCCGCAGCAAAUUCAUCGGCUACACUCUGGGCAGUGACACCAACACCGUGGUGGGCUUGCCCAGGCCCAUCCAUGAGAGCAUCCGCACCCUGAAGCUGCACAAGUACACGUCCAUUGCUGAGGUGCAGGUGCACAUGGAAGAGGAGUACCUGCGCUCCCCGCUCUCCGGAGGGGAAGAGGAAGUGGAGCAAGUCCCUGCAGAGAUCCUGUACCAGGGCCUGCUGCCCAGCCUGCCCCAGUACAUGAUUGCUCUGCUGAAGAUCCUCCUGGCUGCAGCCCCCACCUCCAAAGCCAAGACAGACUCCAUCAACAUCCUGGCCGAUGUCCUGCCUGAGGAGAUGCCGACCACGGUGCUGCAGAGCAUGAAGCUGGGCGUGGAUGUCAAUCGGCACAAGGAGAUCAUCGUCAAGGCCAUCUCUGCCGUGCUGCUGCUCCUGCUCAAACACUUCAAGCUCAACCACAUCUACCAGUUUGAGUACAUGGCCCAGCACCUGGUCUUUGCCAACUGCAUCCCGCUCAUCCUCAAGUUCUUCAACCAGAACAUCAUGUCCUACAUCACUGCCAAGAACAGCAUCUCCGUGCUGGACUACCCCUACUGUGUUGUGCACGAGCUGCCGGAGCUGACGGCAGAGAGCCUGGAAGCUGGAGACAACAACCAGUUCUGCUGGCGGAACCUCUUCUCCUGCAUAAACCUCCUGCGCAUCCUGAACAAGCUGACCAAGUGGAAGCAUUCCCGCACCAUGAUGCUGGUGGUGUUCAAGUCGGCGCCGAUCCUGAAGAGGGCUCUGAAGGUGAAGCAGGCCAUGAUGCAGCUCUACGUGCUGAAGCUGCUCAAGGUGCAGACCAAGUACCUGGGCAGGCAGUGGAGGAAGAGCAACAUGAAAACCAUGUCAGCCAUCUACCAGAAAGUGCGGCACCGCCUCAACGACGACUGGGCCUACGGCAACGACCUGGAUGCCCGUCCCUGGGAUUUCCAGGCAGAGGAGUGUGCCCUGCGUGCCAGCAUCGAGCGCUUCAACUCGCGCCGCUACGACCGUGCCCACGGCAACCCCGACUUCGUGCCCGUGGACAACUGCCUGCAGAGCGUGCUGGGCCAGCGCGUGGAGCUGCCCGAGGAUUUCCAGGUCAACUACGACCUCUGGCUGGAGCGGGAGGUCUUCUCCCGGCCCAUCUCCUGGGAGGAGCUGCUGCAGUGAUGGACGCAGGGAGGCAGGAGGGGUCGCUUGCUGAGCUCGAGGCUGACCUGCUGGCAGGGCAGGGCAGCGAGGUUUGGGGGUCUCUGGGUGGCUGUGCUCUUGUGGUGGGCUUGGGAAGAGGAUGGAGCUGAGACCACAUCCUGCCCUUCUGCCUCCUUCCAGGCUCAUCCCAAAGCUGAGGGUGCCCUGGGGGUUUCUGGUUUGGGGGGGAUCUCUGCUUACCCCAUGUGAUGCUUUCAGAGGCACCGCCCUUCUCGUGCCCCCCAGCCAGGAAGGGGGAGCAGGUGGCAGUGUGGGAGUGGGGUCCUUGGGUGGGACACCAGGCUGGCCCUGCCCAGCCCCUCUGGGGGGUUAGGGGGCCUGUGGGGGCUGAGGGGCUGGGGUGGCCUCCCCUCACCCCACGAGGGGUGCAGGAGCUGUACAUAUAUUAUAUAUAUUUGGUGAUACCUCU